This is a messenger RNA of Gambusia affinis (western mosquitofish), 519 nucleotides long. RefSeq names its product NADH:ubiquinone oxidoreductase subunit B2 (gene ndufb2). NCBI's taxonomy places the organism in Eukaryota, Metazoa, Chordata, Actinopteri, Cyprinodontiformes, Poeciliidae. The transcript is spliced from 4 exons. The coding region runs from base 126 to 431 and encodes 101 amino acids. The record is from RefSeq and is a predicted model, not a curated record. Gene Ontology annotation, cellular component: mitochondrial inner membrane.
UUCCUGUCCAAUCGGAGCUGACGUUGUUCCGAGGUCGUUUAUUGACUAGACAGAGAAGGUGACUUCGGGAGCAUUUCGUCCACAUCUAACCCCUUACUGGACGGGGUUUUAAUAAAUUAUCGAUCAUGUCUUCCUUUGGAAGGGCGUUCGGAGUCCUACGGGCCGGAACCGGGCUGCUAAGGCACGGCCCAGCACGAAUAACCAGCAGAAAGGCCAGCGGCGGACCGCACAUUGAGCCGCAGUACAGACAGUAUCCACAAUUAACCAAGAACCAGAAGUUCGAGUCGGAGUUGAUCAGCGGGCUUAUGUGGUUCUGGAUCCUCUGGCACCUAUGGCACGACUCAGAUGCGGUCCUGGGUCACUUCCCAUGGCCUGACGCCUCCAAGUGGACAGACGAGGAGCUCGGCAUCCCGCCAGAUGACGAGGAGUAAGAUGACAACAAAAUGAAGCAGUUUUGCUAGAAAUCCUGCAGAUGUUCUGAAGUUGUUGUACAUAUAAUAAAGUUAUCUUUAAUUGACA